AUGGAUGAUGUGAAUGAUGAGAAUGAUGAGAAUGAUGAGAAUGAUGAGAAUGAUGAGAAUGAUGAGAAUGAUGAGAAUGAUGAGAAUGAUGAGAAUGAUGAGAAUGAUGAGAAUGAUGAGAAUGAUGAGAAUGAUGAGAAUGAUGAGAAUGAUGAGAAUGAUGAGAAUGAUGAGAAUGAUGAGAAUGAUGAGAAUGAUGAGAAUGAUGAGAAUGAUGAGAAUGAUGAGAAUGAUGAGAAUGAUGAGAAUGAUGAGAAUGAUGAUAAUGAUGAGAUUGAUGAGAAUGAUGAAAACGUAAAUGGAAAUUGGGAAUUAUGGUGGUAA
Molecule: messenger RNA, 324 nt
Organism: Sclerotinia sclerotiorum 1980 UF-70
Lineage: Eukaryota; Fungi; Ascomycota; Leotiomycetes; Helotiales; Sclerotiniaceae
Exons: 2
Coding region: 1-324 (107 amino acids)
Source: RefSeq, a predicted model, not a curated record